GAAUUUAAAGUGCAUUUUAAUGGCAGUUAUAAUUGAAAGCAAUUAUUGAAUGCAAUAAACAAAUGUUUGAAGUAAUUAUUGUUUGUAUUGAUUAAUAUGUCUUAUCAUUGGAUCAAUUGAUUAUCAAUACUUGAACGAUGAAAUGAGUUCACAAAAGAGCUCAGGGAUGAGUUGGUGGCCAAAGAGGGUCUUCAAUUGGUCAUCAAGUGAUAGCACAAAAAGUGUAACAAAUGAAUCAAUUGAUGUCAUCAAUGAUAGCACUUCUUGUGUGUCAACCGAGUCUUCAAACAAUGAUAUUGUGGGCAAUAAUAACAAUAAAUACAUCAAUUUAUUGGUCAAACGGAUCCGCAAACGAUUUAAGAUGUCUGGAGAGGAGGAGAGAAUAGGUUGGAUGUCAGACAUGAACUCCAAAGAGUGUUAUGAAUGCGGCGAUAAGUUUACGACAAUUAGACGCCGACAUCACUGCCGGAUCUGCGGUCAGAUAUUUUGUACCAAAUGUUGUGAUCAAGAAAUUGAUUCCAAAUUUCUUGGAUUGAAUUCACGCGGAUCUGUCCGUUCGUGUAAUUACUGUCACAAAAUAGUUAACCAAUAUAUUAGUGACCGAAACGCAGACACAACCGCUGCCGUCGCCAGAGAUUCAGAGUUUAAUCAUUUUCGAGAAAUAAUUUUUUCCCAAAAUUUAAUUCAUAAUUCAGGACCCGAUCAAAGUGAUCAUUCAAGAAAUGUCGACGAUAUGACUGCUGCUAUAUCUAUGAGUCCGCACUCUUUAUCUGCAUUUCCUCGCAAGAGUUCAAUCGGUUUCCGAGAAGAAGAUUAUACUAAACCAAAAGCAAGAAUACUUAGUAUCGAUAAGGAAGCCAUCAAUAAAAUUGGUUCCUCGUCUUCCCCUUUGCAUAGUUUGUCAUCAUUUGGUAGUUAUAAGACUCCCAUUAAAAUUUGUAACAACGAAUUAGAUGAUGACUUGACACCAUUAAAGAGCGAAGAGGCUUCUCAUGAACCACUUUGGGUUAAAGAGAUAAACGAUGAACAAGACAUUCAAUGUUUUGAGAGACUAGACUUGUCUUUAGAUUCACUGAAAAGCAAUAAUUCUUUUGAAAGUGAUGUUCGUUUACGACAAAAGACACCGUCAAUCUCACCAAAGAGAUCGACAUCCACUUAUGACAUUGAAUUAGACAUACAUAAGGAUAGGGUUUGUAUUUCUAGAGCCACCAUAUCUAGUGAUGAUGUCGACAAGCCAUCAAUUGAGAAGAAUAUACAGACGACACCAAAUGAUGGACUUAGUGUUGAUUUUGAAGUAACUACUUCUUCAUCUAAUUGGGAAUCACUUAAAGAAGGGACAGAAGAAAAAUUUGUUUACGACUCACUCAACGCCUCAUACAAUCAUUUGUAUAAUAAAUUGUUGACUCAAUUUCUUGAAGAGGAGGAAUUAUCCUUAAGUUGGUUAAAUGUAAUUCAGAAGUUGUCAAAUAAAGUUUCAUCAGUUGUUCGACCAAACAGUCGUAGUGAUGUCGAGGAAAUGGAUAUAAGAAAUUAUCUAAAAAUUAAGACAAUUGCAAACGGCAUGAAAAGUGAUUGUAAUAUUAUAAAUGGUGUUGUCUUCACUAAAAAUAUUGCCAACAGAAAGAUGAGACAAACGAUAAUUCAUCCGAAGAUUUUGUUGCUUUCGUGUCCUAUUGUUUACCAGAGAAAUGAAAAAAAGAUGACAUAUUUGGAUUCAAUUUUAUUACAAGAGAACGAAUACAUACAGAAUUUGAUUUCAAAGAUUGUGUCCUACGGUCCGGAUGUCAUUGUUGUCGAAAAAACUGUGGCCAGAAUUGCAAAAGAUAUGCUUCUUGAUUAUGGUAUUACACUUGUCUCUAAUGUUAAGCCAAUUAUCAUUGAAAGACUAUCGCGAUUUACCGGCGCUGUUACUGUGUCUUCACUUGACGCACAAAUAGGUGUUCCACAGCUAGGAUUUUGUCAGAAAUUUUAUUUACAAACUUUUAAUCAAAAAACAUUAAUGUUUUUUGACGGCUGUCCUCAGUAUUUAGGUUUAACUGUUCUGUUGAAAGGUGGUCCUCUUGAGGAACUUAAGAAAAUUAAAUCUAUUUUAUCAUUUAUGAUAUUUUGUGAAUAUAACUGGCAACUCGAAAGAUCAUUUCUGAUGGAUGAGUAUUGUUAUCCUUCUCAAGAGUCAAUCGAUACUAAAGAUAUCGCAAAUUAUAAUACAAGUAAUAGCACUAAAAAAGAUAUUCUGCUUAAAGAAGACAGAAGUAUUACCACAUCUAUUGUUAGUGAUAAUUCAGAUCCAUUGAGAUCAAUGGCAUCUGAAAUCUCAACAGACAUUUUGUCACCAAUUAAUGUAAAUGUUGAGGAAAUUAAAGAAAAUUCAAAUGAAGAUAACUUUUUUGAAUUAACAACAAUAUUAAGUCAUUAUUUAACAAAAUUACAAUUAAGUUGUUCACCAUUUAUAACAAUAUCGUUGCCUUAUUUAUUGACAAAUGUAUCCAACAAUUUAAUACACAGAAAAUAUUUUGAUUUAAACAUAAUUUGGUCGAAAAAAUUUGAGAAAAAUUUAUCCAAAGAUAGCGAACUAUUGAAAGUAGAAAAAUCAUUAAAUGUGAGAAACCCGUCACCCAUUGAAUCAAUUUCUAUUAGAAAACAUCCACUUUUGGUUAGAAAUAUAAAACUUCCUAUAAAUUCACACGAAGUUAAGUCAUUGAUCGCUGAUUUUCGAGCUAAUGGUCCAUUCAUUGAGAAUUAUAUUGAAGAAUMCAAACCUAAACCAAACUUUAGUGAAACUGAGAUAAUAAAUGACAAAAAAAUCAUACGAAUCGAUGCACUGAAUCCUAAAUCUCAUCAGAAAUUAUCGGUUCUGUUCUCCAGUUUUUCUUAUGCAUCAACUAAUGCACCCAAUUAUUGUGUUAAACCAUGGAUUAUAAAUAUGGAGUUCUAUGGUUCCAAUGACAUACCUUUAGGUGGUUUUCUUGAGAGAUACUGUUUUCGACCCACAUAUACCUGUCCUAGCAAUACCUGUUCCACACCAAUGAUUGAACACAUGCGACGAUUUGUUCACUCAAAUGGUUGUAUAUUAAUAGUGUUGAGACAAUUGCAGCAAAAGGUAGAGGCGGCACAAGACUCGAUCAUUACGUGGUCGUGGUGUCAGAAAUGCAAAACAGGCACUCCUUACUCAACUCUGUCACCUGAUUCGUGGUCACUAUCUUUUGCUAAAUAUCUGGAAUUGAAGUUUUCUUUAUCAAACUAUAGGCGUAGAGCUACCCAAAGUUCAGUACAAUGUCUGGAGCACUCACUACAUGUCGAUCACUUCCAGUUUUUUGCUUACAAACAAAUUGUGGCCAGUUUUAAGUAUAUGCCCGUCCAUAUUCAUGAAAUUAUAUUACCGCCAAAUCAUAUUGCUAUCUAUUGCGACACAUUUAGCAAAUCUGAUUUUAUUGAAGAUUUAAAGCAAAAUGCAAUUAAAGGUUAUGAAAUAUAUUCAUUAAUACUCGAAAAAUUGUGUUCAAUUAAAGAUGAGACUAUUGGCACAAAAUAUGAAACAAAUGUUAAUGAAUUUAUGCAAAUUCAGUCAAAAGAGAGAGCAAUUUUUAGGAAAACCAUUGAAGAAAUUCAAGUGACACUAACUUCUUGUAAUAAUGAAAGCUUACAAAUGAAAUCUAUUUGUUAUCUCAAUGACUCGUUAAUACAAUUAAAGAAAAUGAUUGCAGAAUCUGUUUAUAUAUGGAAUCUUAAAAUACAAGACUUCGUGACAAACAAGAAGAAAGACGAGAAAAUUAUUAAAGAAAAACCAAAUACUAGUUCAAUACAACCGAAAGCAUCUCCCGUUCAAAAUGUGUCUAAUGAUGAAGCGUACACUCCUUCUAUAGACUUAUUAAUUGAGGAUCAAAUUAUUUCAUCAAAAACUAUUGCAGCUCUUAACUCAAGUUUUGAUGUCAUCAAUAAAGCCGAUAAUAAUUCAGAAAUAUUAAAGACUUGUAUUGAAGAACAAGAAAAUGAAUGUAAGGAAACUCUCGAAGCCUUGAAUAAUAUAAAACUUGACGAAUCCUACGAUGAAUUUGCUGAAAGACUUGACAUUAGCAGAGAAAAGACCAAACUUUCGGUUUCAAGUUAUACCUAUGAAGUAGACGUUGGUAUAAAUGAUUGUAUUGAAAACGGUGUCAAUUUUGAGGCCAAUAGUGAUAAUUAUGCCGUUUAUAAUUUACAUGAAUCCAGUGAUGAAUACAAGAAACAGGAUGACAAUCAGUCUUUGAGGUCAUCGACUGAAAUUAAAUCCAUAACAAGCCUUACAUCAAGUGUUAGACCAGACGGUCCACAGUUUGGUGUCAAACGCAUAUUUAAAGAGUUUCUUUCAAAUGCUAAUAAUUUAGUGAUUAAUAAUCCGUUUUCUUUGAGUGAACACUAUAUUUUGCCCAAUCAUAGAGAUAGCAUUAAAAUAGUUGUCAAAGACGAUGAUCCCGGAUCUAUCAUUGCUUACACUUUAACCAGUGCUGAAUAUGAAAGACAACUGUCAGAUAUUAUGAAGCAAACGGUGAGUCCGGCUUUUAAGAAAAAAUUGACGACAUCUGCUGAAACAGAUCUUAACAGUGAUCCAAAUAGUAAUAAGGGAUCAAAUAACAUAACGACACAGCAUUUAGAUAUUCAAUUCAGCGAAUCAAACGCCAAAUUUUAUUGUUGUGUUUAUUUUGCCGAACAAUUUCGUAAAUUUAGAGCCCAUAUAUUGGAUUCAAAUAAUGACGAAGAACUUUAUAUCCGAUCUUUGAGUAGUUGUGUGCCGUGGAAGGCAAGAGGUGGCAAAUCGGGAUCAACUUUCUGUAAGACAGUCAACGAUAGAUUUAUUUUAAAAGAGAUGUCCAAAUUAGAGUUGCAGUCAUUUUUAAAUAUUGCAAAUUAUUAUUUUGAAUAUUGUUCCCGAGCUAUAUUUGAAUGCAGGCCAUCAUUAUUGGCCCGAAUUGUUGGUGUUUAUCGGACCAGUUAUAAGAAUACGGCCACAAAUAAUGCCUCAAAGUUAUACCUAUUAGUUAUGGAGAACUUGUUUUAUAAGUGUAAUAUUACACAAAAGUUUGAUCUCAAGGGCUCAAUGAGGAACCGUUUGGUGGACACGAAUUUGCCGAAUCUGAAGGCCGACCAAAUCGUUUUGUUGGACGAGAAUCUGAUGCAAAUGACAUGCGAUUGUCCACUCUAUGUUCACUCACAUUCAAAAGCUAUACUUAGGACAGCCAUUGAUAACGAUUCGACAUUUUUAUCGUCACAUUCUGUGAUGGAUUACUCAUUAUUGGUUGGUAUUGAAGAUCAAAGAAAUCAAUUUGUCGUUGGAAUCAUUGAUUACAUCCGACCGUUCACUUGGGAUAAGAAGAUUGAAUCAGUUGUGAAGUUAGUGGGCAGUCAGGGAAAGCUCCCGACUAUAGUUCAACCAGACUUAUAUCGAAUCAGAUUCUGUGAAGCAAUGGAUCAGUACUUCCUCUGUGUUCCCGACAAAUGGUAUUCAAUUGUUGACUAUAAUGUCAACAAAAUGUGAAUUAUUUCUAA
Molecule: messenger RNA, 5523 nt
Organism: Oppia nitens
Lineage: Eukaryota; Metazoa; Arthropoda; Arachnida; Sarcoptiformes; Oppiidae
Gene: fab1
Product: 1-phosphatidylinositol 3-phosphate 5-kinase-like
Exons: 1
Coding region: 143-5512 (1789 amino acids)
Biological process (GO): phosphatidylinositol metabolic process
Molecular function (GO): metal ion binding; ATP binding; 1-phosphatidylinositol-3-phosphate 5-kinase activity
Source: RefSeq, a predicted model, not a curated record